AUGUUUUGCAAUUCCGAAAAGUGUUGUGCCACUUGCUUCCAAACGUUAAGACAUAGGAGCACAAAGACCGGCAAAAGCUCCUACGCUGCCCUAUUCUCCCAUUGUGCUGGACCGAAAGCAGGUCCUACACUGGAUGCCAUGCUCUUCAUCUAUGGCAACGGAGCUUGUGUGGGAUACAUGGUCUUCAUUGGAGACUUCGUCCCGGCGAUUCUCGCGUUGCUUUUCCCCAGCCAAGAAUGGGCCAAAAUCAGCAACGGUUUUAGCCGAACCUGUUCCAUCAUUAUCGCAGCAGUCUUGUUGGUGCCAAUGAUGCUUCCAAGCGAUCUGUCGAAACUGAAGUUCUUGCAGCCGGUGUCCAUCAUGGCAUUAGUGUACAUGUCCGUCGUGGUGGCCGUCGAGUGUCCCUACAGUUUCACUGAACACCACAACCAGCAUGGCUUUGGUGAAGUUCGGCUCUUUACAUUCUCGUUGCAUUUCUUUGAGGCGGGUAACCGUGAAGGAGCUAAAGCCGGGAAUGGCUUUCUGAUAUGA
Messenger RNA from Cladocopium goreaui, 531 nucleotides. Lineage: Eukaryota; Dinophyceae; Suessiales; Symbiodiniaceae. The record is from the annotation of a GenBank genome assembly.